GAGAGAGAGAAUCUCUCUAAUGAUAUAAUGAUCGUUGUGGUGGUGGUGAUGGAGAUGUUGUGAUUACAAUAAAACAGAACAUGUUGUCAUUUUGAUUUCGAUUUUUUGAAUAAUAUUCACCCAGUUCUGUCUCAAAAGGACAAGACUUUUGUUUUUUGUUUUUUUCAAAUCUAUCUCUCUCUGGCGUAGAUGCGAAGUUAACAGCGCCGCGUACGUAUAAAAAAAGCCUUUUCCAUGGCUUUCCAGCGGCGGCGCUACAAUUACUACAACCGUCUCCGUCGUCUCCUCCCUCUAAUAUGCGCCUUCUCCGGAGCUCUUCUCAUCCUCUUCGCUCUUCUCUCCAUCUUUUCUCCUCCUCCUGAUGAUUCCGAUCGCCGCAUUUCCAAGCAGAUUAACUAUGGAGGCAAUGUUGAGAAGCACGUAGCAGCAGUGGUUUUCAGAGUUCCGAGAAGUGGAGGGAGAUCAGAUCGUGAUAUCUGGCGUUCAUGGAAUGCUGAACUCUUUUACGGGUGCUGCAAUGCAAGCACCAAGUUCCCAAAUGCUAAAGCAAUUACUAGAAGUGAUCGCUACUUGGCAAUCGCCACUAGUGGUGGUUUAAACCAACAACGAACUGGUAUCGUAGAUGCUGUUGUUGCUGCAAGAAUUCUAAACGCUACGCUUGUUAUUCCAAAGUUAGACCAGAAAUCCUACUGGAAAGAUGCCAGUAACUUCUCCCAUAUCUUCCAAGUUGAUUGGUUUAUAGCAACUCUCUCAAAAGACGUCAAAAUCAUAGAACAACUUCCACCUAAAGGAGGGAAAACAUGGACACCCAGCAGAAUGCGUGUACCAAGAAAAUGCAAUGAGAAAUGUUAUAUCAAUCGGGUUUUACCUGUUCUUCAGAAAAGGCAUGCAGUUCAGUUGAAUAAAUUUGAUUACAGACUUUCAAACAAGCUGAGAGAUGAUUUGCAAAAGCUGAGGUGUAGAGUAAACUAUCACGCCCUCAAGUUCACUGAUCCCAUUCUUAAAAUGGGUAACGAAUUGGUCAGAAGAAUGCGGUUAAGGAGCAAACACUACAUUGCUUUACACCUUAGGUUUGAGCCGGACAUGCUCGCCUUCUCUGGAUGUUACUAUGGUGGUGGUGACAAGGAGAAGAAAGAGUUGGGAUCUAUCAGAAGGAGAUGGAAAACUUUACAUGUGACUAACCCUGAAAAGCAAAGGCGACAAGGAAGAUGUCCGCUUACACCAGAAGAAGUUGGAUUAAUGCUUAGAGCUUUAGGAUAUGGAAGUGAUGUUCAUAUAUAUGUUGCAUCAGGUGAAGUUUAUGGAGGAGAAGAGUCAUUAGCUCCAUUGAAAGCUCUUUUCCCACAUUUCUAUUCUAAAGACACUAUAGCUACCAAAGAGGAGUUAGAACCGUUUUCUUCUUACUCUUCACGAAUGGCUGCGUUGGACUUUCUUGUGUGCGAUGAAAGCGAUGUCUUUGUUACUAACAAUAACGGAAACAUGGCGAGAAUAUUAGCUGGUCGAAGGAGGUAUUUUGGACAUAAACCGACGAUUAGACCGAAUGCUAAGAAGCUGUAUAAGUUGUUUCUAAGCAAAGAGAACACAACUUGGGAGGAGUUUGCUUCAAGAGUCAGAACGUUUCAGAAAGGAUUCAUGGGAGAGCCCAAGGAAGUAAGAGCAGGUAGAGGUGAGUUUCAUGAGAAUCCGUCCACUUGUAUAUGCGAAGAUACAGAUGGUAAGGCUAAAGAGGGAGGUAUGGAUUCAAGAAAACUCGGUAAGAAAAACAAAGUGACCAAUGUUGAACAGAAGGAAGAGGAAGAUGGAGAAUGGUCUUCAGAUUAUGAAGAAGACCAAACUGAUUUGCAUGACAGAGGAUUGUAUAACGGUACGAGGUUAGAUUAUGAGGAUAUGUCUUCAGAUGAGCCUGAGCUUGAAGAAAUGCUGUCAGAUUGA
Messenger RNA from Eruca vesicaria subsp. sativa (arugula), 1932 nucleotides. Lineage: Eukaryota; Viridiplantae; Streptophyta; Magnoliopsida; Brassicales; Brassicaceae. The record is from the annotation of a GenBank genome assembly.